Messenger RNA from Solanum stenotomum, 651 nucleotides. RefSeq lists its product as uncharacterized. Gene Ontology annotation, molecular function: zinc ion binding. The transcript has 2 exons. The coding region runs from base 1 to 651 and encodes 216 amino acids. The record is from RefSeq and is a predicted model, not a curated record. NCBI's taxonomy places the organism in Eukaryota, Viridiplantae, Streptophyta, Magnoliopsida, Solanales, Solanaceae.
AUGACGCCUAAUAUUACAGAGAGUAUAAAUGUUGCACUAAUGUCUGUGAGGAAAUUACCAAUUUUUGAUUUUCUGGAAGAAGUUAGACUGAUGUUUGGGAGAUGGAAUCAUGAUAACAAACACGAGGCAGUAUGCACAUUUACUCCGUUGAUUGAAAAAUUUCAAAAUAUACUGGUCGAAAAUAAAGCAAUGAGCACACGAAUGGAGGUUGUGUCGUCGACUAAAUAUAUAUACAAUGUGACUGAUGAUGGUAGGAGUUUUGUGGUCUGUUUAAAGAAUAAAACAUGUAGCUGUGAAAAGUUUCAAUACGAAGAAAUAUCAUGUGAACAUGCUUGGGUUGUGCUGAAGCGAAAAAGUCUAAUAGUUGAUGGAUAUUGCUUGGAUUUGUAUAAACUAAUGACAAUUUUAAAGAUUUAUGAGCUAUCGAUUUAUCCAUUGCCUGAUGUAGCAGAAUGGGUGAUACCUGAAUACAUAAUGUAUGAUGAAGUUCAGCCUCCAAAGUUCAAAGGACCUCCGGGAAGGUCAAAAAAGAAACCUCGUGCAAAAACAAUACGUGAAUUGCUCGGUCUCAAAGGGCAGCAUACAUGUAGCACAUGUGAAGUUGCAGGUCACAAUAGGCGUUCGUGUAGAAAUAGGCCUCAAGAAGUUUAA